Rubroshorea leprosula is the source of this 3171-nucleotide messenger RNA. Lineage: Eukaryota; Viridiplantae; Streptophyta; Magnoliopsida; Malvales; Dipterocarpaceae. The record is from the annotation of a GenBank genome assembly.
CUUCACCUUGCAAUCUUCAACCAGCCUCCUCGUCUCCAGAACCUUCUCACACCCAUAUCCGCAGAGCCGUUCGUACUCAUUAGCCCCCUAAACUGUUUCAGGACUCGUUUCUUUUGUCUACUUCUGCCGUUUUCCCGUACUGAUUCGGUGAAGAAUUGAGCACGUCAAGCGUUGAGUUUGUCCUUCGAUUGAGGUUUUCUCUACUCUUUGAUUCCCUUUUCGUGUUUUUGCUCCAACAGUUGAUUGUUGCUGACUGCAAAUUUUUUUGGGGAAUAGUUUUAGAAAUUUGUUGGGUUGCUGCGGCGUUAAUUGUACUGUUGUUAGUACAGAGAGGAACCCUUGGUAUUGGGGAGCUUUUUGCGUCUGCCAUACGGAUUUUAGGGUUUGGUUUUUGUGGUUGUUUAGGAUAAUGGGUCCUGGUUAUGUUUUCAGAGCCGCCUCGUUUUGCUAUUCCUUGUUCAUGGGGUAGAAUUGGUUUACUUCAGAGAUUAGGGUCGAAUUUGACGAACCCCAGUAAUAACAUAUAACUGUUUUAAACUGUGAAGGUACUUUAUAUAAAGAAGAGAGUCAUUGGUGGCAUUUAUUGGACAGUAUAGCACAGGAGAAGUUUAAUUGAAUUGAUUGAUUCAUUGAGGUUAAUCUUGACGGAGGAUUUUUGGUGACUUUUAACAAAAUAGCGUAUAGACUGAUUUGGCCAAGCCUUAUUACAUUAUGUACAGAACAGUUUUGAAGAGUUAGUGGCUAGGAAAUUUUGAUUUAGAGAAGUAGUGACUUUUACGGUGCAUCUCAGGCAAGCUAUUUGAUUUGUAAAGCUACCUCAAAGAAAAUUUGUAUAAGUUUUUGUGAGGAAAUAAAACAAUUUUGGCGAGUUUGUGGAGAAGUUUAACCAGAAAGAUAGAUUUUGGAGUUCUUUGUUUAUGAUCAUGUUUAAUCAUAGUUAUGGAAAGAAGUGAGCCUUCAUUAGUGCCACAAUGGCUGAAGAGCAGUAGUAGUUCACACCUCCAGUUAGCAUCAGCAUUGCACUCAGACAAUCAUUCAGCAAGGCUUUCCAGAAAUAAGUCAUCCGUAAGUAGUGAUCACGAUAUAAGCCGCACAUCUGUUUCAGAGAAGACUACUUCUGCUUAUUUUCACCGGAGUUCUAGUAGUAACACCACUAACUACCCUCCAUCAUACAGUAUUUUUUCUAAAGGGCAUCGUGUUAGGGAAUGGGAGAAAGAUAUUAAUGGUUAUCAUGAUAAGGAAAGGCACCUUGACUAUGCUGAUUCUUUGGGUACCACAUUGCCAAUUUUUGACAAAGAUCCAUUGUGGCGCUCGCAGUCUUUGAUAACAGGGAAGCAGGGUGACUUGUGGCCAAGGAAAGUAAUCAAUGAUUCAAAUGCAACCAAAAAAAGCAAUCAUAACAGUGGUAAUGCUCCUAAUGGAGCUCACACAAUUGGUGCCAAAUCUACAUUUGAAGACAAUUUUCCCUCCCUUGCAGCUGAGGAAAGACUAGAUGGGGCAGAGAUAGGGGGAGUUUCAUCUCCUGGCUCAAAUACUGCUAACGAGAGCUUGCAAGGAGGUUCUUCAGUUGUGACUGGCGGUGAUAGUUGGACAUCUGCUUUAGUGGAUGUACCAGUGAAUAUGGGAAGCAGUGGCACAGGUGUUGCAGCCACUCAGACUGUUUCAGCAAGCUCAGCUUCGAUUGUUCCAACCAAGACAACUACCCUUAAUAUGGCUGAAACAGUGGCUCAGGGGCUUACUCGUGCUCGUACUCCCCCCUUGUUGAAUGUUGGAUCUCAAAAGCGUGAGGAGUUGGCUAUCAAGCAAUCAAGGCAGUUAAUUCCAAUGACACCAUACACGCCUAAACCCUUGGUACUAAGUCCUUCAGAAAAAUCAAAAUCUAAGAUUGGGCAGCACCAGUAUUCUUCACUCCCUCUGAAUAAUUUGCGUGGUGGAGCUGGAAGACCUGAUGGUUUAAAGACACCUAAUGAGAGCAAGCUUCAGACCCUCAAACCAUCACGAGAGCUGAAUGGUUUCCCUUCAACUGCAAGGGAUACCUUGAGUCCUACCAAUGGAAGCAAAUUAGCAAUUAGCCCAAUUAGUGGUAAUCCAUCAUCCACUGCCUCAGCUUCCUUUAGGAGCUCAAGCCUCAGCUCCAGCCCCACUAAUGUUGGGCGCAAUCCAAGUUCUUUCCAUGUAACCAUUGAGAAGAGAACAAUGGCCCAAGCCCAGAGUAGGAAUGAUUUCUUCAACCUUCUAAAGAAGAAAUCUUCUCAGAACUCCCCUUCUGCUGUAUCUGAUCCUGGUCCUGCUGUCUCACCAUCUUUUUCGGAGAAGUCAGAUGAAGUCACUGCAGAAGAUGGCAGUACUUCUGUUCCUCUGCACAGUAGCAAUGUCCCCCCUUCGUCAGAAAUCUCUGUUGCUGGAUUGCAAACUGACAGUAGGUCUGACGUGACCCACAAUGGUGAUUCCUUUGGUGGUUCUUAUCAGUGCUCUAGCAAUGGAGAGAAGCACCCAACCCACCAUGUGUUUCUUGGUGGGGAAGAGGAAGAAACUGCUUUUCUACGUUCCCUUGGCUGGGAUGAAAAUGCUGGUGAGGAUGAAGGUCUUACAGAGGAAGAGAUACACAGCUUUUGUGAGGAGUACAUGAAGCUGAGACCUUCUGCAAAACUUUCCCAAGGAAUGCAGCAAAAAUUACCAUUGAGCUCAGUAGAAGGGAGCACACUGGAUUCGAACUCAGAAUCUUGACUCACCAAGUAUGCUAUUUGACUUGGAAAACUUUCAGUUGAUUGCUGAAGUGAUUGUGUUUUCCAAUUUUGUUUCUUUGUUGAUAUUGGGUAGAAAAUCUUGAGCGUUGAGUACUACAAGCAAAAUAGGAACAAAUAUAUGUGGUUGCUGUUUGUUGCAAUUGAUUGGAUUGGAUUGGAAUAAGCUAAAAGCAAUCCAGUCCUGAAAAAGACCUGCUAUGCAAUCUUCUAGGCUUUUUAACAUAGAUUUUCUGAGAUAUAAAGAAGUUGAGAGGUGGGUAGCAGUAGCAAUAGGUUUUGUCAUUGCCUGCAGUGUAAGAAACUGUUGGGAAAAAUAGUUAGACAAACUGGGUUAAAAUUUUUUUUGGCUUUGGGGCAUAAUUGAAACAAAAAGUGUAUGGUUUUAGUCAUUUGAAGGAAAAGGAAAGAAAAUUUAGCCCUUUAU